Molecule: messenger RNA, 2182 nt
Organism: Eptesicus fuscus (big brown bat)
Lineage: Eukaryota; Metazoa; Chordata; Mammalia; Chiroptera; Vespertilionidae
Gene: TFAP2E
Product: transcription factor AP-2 epsilon
Exons: 7
Coding region: 133-1461 (442 amino acids)
Biological process (GO): anatomical structure development; regulation of cell population proliferation; regulation of transcription by RNA polymerase II
Cellular component (GO): nucleus
Molecular function (GO): RNA polymerase II transcription regulatory region sequence-specific DNA binding; DNA-binding transcription factor activity, RNA polymerase II-specific
Source: RefSeq, a predicted model, not a curated record
UGGGUUGACCUCCACUCCCGCCACCAAGUGAUCCCCCCCGGGCUGUGCAGGCUCCCGAACCUCUUCCCGCCCGCUGGCCGUCGGGCGAGGGCUCCGCCGCCGCCACGCCUCGCACCCCACGCUACCUGCCCCAUGCUGGUGCACGCUUACUCCCCCAUGGAGCGCCCCGACGGGUUGGGCGCAGCGGCUGGAGGGGCCCGCCUGUCGUCCCUGCCUCAGGCGGCCUACGGGCCGGCGCCCCCGCUCUGCCACACGCCCGCCGCGGCCGCGGCCGCCGACUUCCAGCCGCCCUACUUCCCGCCGCCCUACCCGCAGCCGCCACUGCCCUACGGCCAGGCGCCCGACGCCACCGCCGCCUUUCCUCACCUGGCGGGCGACCCGUACGGCGGCCUGGCGCCCCUGGCGCAGCCGCAGCCUCCGCAGGCCGCCUGGGCCGCGCCCCGCGCCGCCGCCCGCGCCCACAACGAGCCGCCGGGCCUGCUGGCGCCGCCCGCCCGCUCCCUGGGCCUGGACCCGCGCCGCGACUACGCCGCCGCGGUGCCCCGGCUCCUGCACGGCCUGGCCGACGGCGCGCACGGCCUGGCGGACACGCCCCUCGGCCUCCCCGGGCUGGCGGCGCCGCCCGGCCUGGAGGACUUGCAGGCCAGGGAUGAUUCGGGAGUGAGCCUUCUGGACCAGUCUGUGAUCAAGAAAGUCCCCAUCCCCUCCAAAGCCAGCAGCCUCUCGGCCCUCUCACUGGCCAGAGACAGCCUGGUUGGCGGCAUCACGAACCCCAGUGAGGUCUUCUGCUCCGUGCCAGGCCGGCUGUCACUGCUCAGCUCGACAUCCAAGUACAAGGUGACAGUGGGGGAGGUCCAGCGGCGACUCUCACCUCCCGAGUGCCUCAACGCCUCACUCCUGGGUGGUGUCCUUCGCAGGGCCAAGUCCAAGAAUGGAGGCCGCUGCCUGCGGGAACGGCUGGAGAAGAUUGGGCUCAACUUGCCAGCUGGCCGUCGCAAGGCCGCCAACGUGACGUUGCUCACUUCGCUGGUGGAGGGAGAAGCCAUACACCUGGCCCGAGACUUUGGCUAUAUCUGUGAGACCGAGUUCCCAGCCAAGGCAACUGCCGAGUACCUAUGCCGACAGCAUGCUGACCCUGGGGAACUGCACAGCCGCAAGAACAUGCUGCUGGCUGCCAAGCAGAUCUGCAAGGAGUUUGCAGACCUGAUGGCUCAGGACCGUUCGCCACUGGGCAACAGCCGCCCUGCUCUCAUCCUGGAGCCCGGAGUGCAGAGUUGCCUGACACACUUUAGCCUCAUCACCCAUGGCUUCGGUGGGCCAGCCAUCUGUGCUGCCCUCACUGCCUUCCAGAACUACUUGCUGGAGUCACUCAAGGGGCUGGACAAGAUGUUUCUAAGCAAUGCGGGCAGUGGGCAUGGUGACACUAAAGCUUCAGAGAAGGAUGCCAAGCAUCGGAAAUAACCGAUUCCCAGGCCCCAUCCCUAAGGGACUCCCAAGGCCUGAAAUGAGGUCUUAGCUCCUGGGGGUGGGCCUGAAAGGAUUAAAAGGUGGGGUUGGAGUAAGGCCCAAAAGAGAACAUUCAUCCAGGGACCCCCGAGUUAGAGGCCUGGACUGGAAAAGGUGGGGAUGGCCCCUCUGUGGUGGUUUGAUAAGGGCCCUGUUGUUUGCAAUUUUCUGACCCUGGAUUGCUAAGUGCUUGAACAGGAAAUUGGCAUGGUUCUUGGGGCUGAGCCCUCCCCAUGAGGGUGCUUGGGCAGUGGUGGGUACUCUUAAGUCCAAGGCCUUGCUGUUUUUACUGAUGGCAGGAGGGAAACUGUUGGCAAACCAGAGGUGCUACUGAGGAGUUGGCACCCUUCAUCCCAGAAUCUUGACCCUCAAAAAAGGGGUGCUGGCAGGAAAACUCCAAUGGGUUCUUUGGACCCCUCCCACUCUUGGAAAGAAGUGGGCAGGAACAAAGAAGACAAAGCACAAAUUGUAGAACUUGAAUCCAGGCUGCACUUCACAGCCCCGUCAUUGUCUGCCCUAUUUAUUUGUGUGUUCUAAUUAAAUUUGAAAGUUUUAAAAUGUCCAGUGCAAAUGAUUUAUCCCAAGUUAAAGAUUCGUUUUACUAUUUUCUGCUCAUGCUCCAAGAUGUCCAGCCAGACCAGGAUGGAGAAGGUGUUUCUGUUCAAAGGAGUGUUGG